Messenger RNA from Solanum verrucosum, 1044 nucleotides. RefSeq lists its product as uncharacterized. The transcript has 4 exons. Bases 1 to 1044 code for a protein of 347 amino acids. The record is from RefSeq and is a predicted model, not a curated record. Lineage: Eukaryota; Viridiplantae; Streptophyta; Magnoliopsida; Solanales; Solanaceae. Gene Ontology annotation, molecular function: nucleic acid binding. Gene Ontology annotation, biological process: DNA integration.
AUGAUCAUUGUAGCUGAUUUGCUUGAUUGGCAAAUAAAAUUACUCCUUGAGGUGUUGAGAAGGCAUAUCAAAGCUAUAGGGUGGACUAUAGCUGACAUAGUGCGCAUAUCUCCCGGUAUUUGCACUCACAAAAUUCAACUUGAUAGUGAUUGUAAGCCAAGUGUUGAACAUCAGCGGAGAUUGAACCCACUGAUGCAAGAGAAAGGUAUAGUUCUUGGUCACAAAGUGUCACAAAAGGGGCUGGAGGUUGACAAAGCAAAGAUUGAAGUGAUUGAGAAGUUUCCACCACCAAUUUCAGUGAAGUGUGUUUGUUGUUUCUUGGGACAUGCCGGUUUUUACCGGAGGUUCAUCAAAGACUUCUCAAAGAUUGCAAGUCCUCUAUGCAAAAUCUUGGAAAAGAAGGUGAAAUUCCACUUUGAUGAUGCUUGCAUGGUAUUCACGGUAACUCUCAACCAACCUCUUUGGUAUGCUGAUUGUGCCAAUUAUGUAGUGUAUGGAUUAAUGCCGGAUGAACUGAACUUCUACCAACAAAAGAGGUUAUUGUUUGAUGUUAAGAAGUACUUUUGGGAUGAACCAUACUUAUUCAGAGAGUAUACUGACCAUAUCAUUAGAAGAUGUGUUCCAAAAAAAGAAGCUAUUGAAAUUCUCCAUGCUUGUCAUGCUUCACCGGUUGGAAGUCAUCAUGGUGGUGUGUACGUACAACUUCUAAAGUUCUACGAAGUGUGUACUACUGUCCGUCUCUCUACAAAGAUUCUCAUGAGUUUGUUAAGAAGUGCAGUCAAUGUCAGAAACAAGGUUGUUGCACAUCCAAAGAAUGAAGGAAAAACCGUUGUUCAUUACUUGAAAUGCUACAUCUUUGCGAGAUUAGUUACUUCUCAGGCUAUUAUUAGCGAUGGGGGAUCCCACUUUUACAACCAGUGUUUUUCAGCUGCAUUGAGCAUGUAUGGAGUGAAACACAAAGUAGCAACUCCGUAUCAUCCCCAAACGAGUGGCCAGGUUGAAGUGUCAAUCGGGAAAUCAAAAGCAUCUUGGCCAAGACAGUGA